Vanessa tameamea is the source of this 1791-nucleotide messenger RNA. Its product is annotated as zinc finger protein 724-like. Gene Ontology annotation, biological process: regulation of transcription by RNA polymerase II. Gene Ontology annotation, molecular function: DNA-binding transcription factor activity, RNA polymerase II-specific; RNA polymerase II transcription regulatory region sequence-specific DNA binding; zinc ion binding. Lineage: Eukaryota; Metazoa; Arthropoda; Insecta; Lepidoptera; Nymphalidae. Gene Ontology annotation, cellular component: nucleus. Bases 123 to 1646 code for a protein of 507 amino acids. The transcript has 4 exons. The record is from RefSeq and is a predicted model, not a curated record.
UCUUAGUUCUUAUUGACAUAAUAUUCUGCGCUGAUUUAUAAUAAGCAAGAGAUAAAAAUAUCUGUUUCACUAUUAAUAUUCAUUAUUUUUAUCUUUAUUAAAAUAAAUAUACAACAACUAGAAUGGCUUUAGAUGAUAUUUCGGACAGGAUUUCACAGCCUCACGUGUGUAGAUGUUGUCUUUCGGCUAAUGGUAUUUGGGAUUUAACCACAGUAUACUUAUCAGACACGGGAAUCAAAGAAGUAUUUGCUGAAAUACUUCGUAGCUGCUUAGGAAUCAAUCUAUCACAUAUAAAUGAGAUGGACUCAAGUAAACUUGUAUGUGAGAUUUGUGUCAAUCAACUCAGAAGUACUUCAAAAUUUCACAAACAAGUUGUACAUGCUGAUAAAUGCUUUUCACAGUACCAUGAGAGCAGAAAAGAUCACGCAAAAUCGAAUUCAAACAAAAAAAUUAAUAAAACAUUACAUAAAGAAAUGAUGAAAAAAAACAUAAAGUCUGAUAGUGAAUAUGACUCGGAUACACCAAUCGCUAAAAUAAAACAUGCUCUCUGCGAGAAUGGCUUUGUGAAUUCAGAUUCUGAGUGUUAUGACAAUUGUGAAUCGAAGGUUAAUAUAUUAAAACAAUAUGAGGAUAGAGUUGAUAAUUUAAAUACAGAACGAGAUGCUGAUAAAAUGAUAAAGAAUAUCAAACAAGUAUCCGAACGCAAGCGAGUAAUUUUAACCUGUGGUACAGUACUACGAGAAACAACGGCUUGCCCUUUCCGUCAUCACAAGAGCUGGUUUCAAUGUUUCUUUUGUUCUCAAGACUUCAUGGAAAUUGAUUCGUUAAGAAACCACAAUCUCCAAUUUCAUUCGGACAUCGAAACGGAAUUAAAAAAAAUAAAACGUUACCCGCGUUCCCUCCAAAUUGACAUUUCGAAUUUGGAAUGCCGCAACUGUCAUUUGAAUUUGACAGAUGUCGAAAUGAUGAAGCGGCAUUUCGUCGAGAAGCACAAUAAACUUAUUUAUAAAGAAUGCAUAGCAGAUUAUAAAGUGAACGCUAGUCCAUAUACUUGUCAUAUAUGCAAGCGCGAGUUUCACGUAUUUAGGACAUUGACGACGCAUUUAAACGAACAUUAUGCGAAUUGCAUAUGCGAUGUUUGUGGGAAAUCAUUUCUUAAUACAAAACGUCUUAAGGUUCAUAAACGCACGCACGAAAACGGUUCAUACCCUUGCAACGAAUGCGGUAAAGUUUUAAAGACGAAAACAUCAAAAGCCAAUCACAUGGAAAGCGCUCAUUCCAAGCGCGUUAUUAAAUGUCAGAUAUGUUUUGAACCUAUGAAACAUUAUAAUGAUAGAGUAAAACAUAUGUCCGAAGUUCACAAUAUUACUCAUAAAUUUAAGUGCCCCAUGUGUAGUAGGGAAUAUAAUAUAAAGCAUUAUCUGGCGACACACAUACGUCAAACUCAUGGUCAUAAAAAUAAGAAGUGUGUAGAAUGUGGUAUGGCGUUUAUAACAAAUCAUGGUUUGAAAAAACACAUGUCGAAACAUACGGGUGAACGGCCUUUCUCUUGUAGUAUAUGUUGUAAGUCCUACGCCAGGAGUUACACGUUGAGGGAACAUAUGCGAGCUCACGAAAAUGACAAGCGCCUUGUAGGGGUGGCUUAAUUUUUUUUUAUUUCGACUGUCAAUCUGACAUAAAAACUGUAUUAUAAUAAGCCCAAAGUUAUUAUUUUUGAAUAGAUUUUUUACAUUGGCAAAACAUGAAAUUACAUAUUUAUUACGUGAUCAACAACAGAAAUAUUUAAUUUUA